AUCAGAGUAUUUGUAGAUUGAAAAUACAGAAGGAACAGAUUCCUGUUAUCUCUGGAUAUGGUAUAGAUAGCACUGAGUGCUGCAAGAUGUAUAUUUGCUUGAAUGUAAUCUCAAAGAAAUUUUGAUGUGGGCAUCGCAACUUGGCUACGUGUAGCACUUGAAAGUGUAAGUUUUGACAAUGACAACUGAAGCUGGCUCAGAGACUGAAGUAAAGAAAGAUUCUGAGCAGCUGGGACCAGACAAAGCCAAGGACAAGCCUGAAGAAGCAUCAGAGACUCCAGAAAAUCAAAAGUCCAGGGAAACAACCUCUGAGGAAGCUCAAGAUUCUUCCUCUGUCCCAAUACCAACUAGCCAAAGUAGUCCAAGUAGCCAGAAGAAGGAAAAAGCUUCACCUGAAAGCAAGGGUAUUUCUCGUUUCCUUCCCCCCUGGCUUAAGAAACAAAAAUCAUACACCUUGGCAGAGCCGAAAGAUGAGACCAAGAAAAGGACCACAGGGGAAGAAAAAGUAGUUGAAGAAAGUGAAUGCCAGACAGCAGAGGGAGUGGCUCAGCCAAAAAAGAGCUUAGAAGAUGCAGCGGCUGAAAAUCAGCAUAAUGCUAAAGCAGACGACAAAGAAGAAAAACAUUCUGUUAGUAGUGCUGAAACACAGCCUGCCAAAGAAGAUGGUAAAGAAACGGAAGUAGAGAAAGUUGCAGAGGAAAAGGAAGGAAAACAAGAAGAAAAAGAAAAAAGGGAGACAAAAGAAGUGCAGACAGCUGAAAUUAAAACAGAAAACAUUCCUCAGAAGUCUCCCAAGAAAUAUAAAACUGUGCAGUCUAAAGUGAUGCUUCUGGAUGGCACGGAAUACAGCUGUGACCUAGAGAAAAAAGCAAAAGGCCAAGUACUGUUUGACAAAGUGUGUGAACAUCUCAAUUUACUGGAAAAGGACUAUUUUGGGCUGUUGUUUUAUGAGAAUUCAGAACAGAAGAACUGGCUAGAUUCUUCGAAGGAAAUUAAGAGACAAAUUCGAAGUUUACCUUGGAUAUUCACCUUUAAUGUGAAGUUUUAUCCCCCUGAUCCUUCACAGUUGACUGAAGACAUCACUAGAUAUUUCUUGUGCCUACAGCUUCGUCAGGAUAUUGCUUCUGGUCGACUGCCAUGUUCUUUUGUGACUCACGCCCUCCUUGGUUCAUACACCCUGCAGGCUGAGCUGGGCGAUCAUGACCCAGAGGAACACCGCAGUGACUGUAUCAGUGAAUUCCAGUUUGCACCCAAUCAAACUCAAGAAAUGGAAGAGAAAGUAGCUGAGCUACACAAAACACACAGGGGCUUGACUCCAGCACAGGCGGAUUCCCAGUUCCUAGAAAAUGCUAAGAGACUCUCCAUGUAUGGAGUGGAUUUACAUCAUGCCAAGGAUUCUGAAGGUGUGGAUAUCAUGCUGGGUGUAUGUGCUAAUGGACUGCUCAUUUACAAAGAUAGACUCCGGAUCAACCGCUUUGCUUGGCCAAAAAUUCUGAAGAUUUCCUAUAAGCGAAGUAAUUUCUACAUCAAAGUCAGGCCAGCAGAACUGGAACAGUUUGACAGCACUAUUGGGUUCAAACUGCCAAACCAUCGGGCCGCUAAAAGGUUAUGGAAGGUUUGUGUGGAGCACCAUACUUUCUUCAGACUGGUAUCACCAGAACAGCCUCCAAAAGCGAAGUUUCUAACCUUGGGUUCCAAGUUCCGCUACAGUGGACGUACUCAAGCACAGACACGACAGGCUAGCAACCUCAUAGACAGACCAGCUCCGUACUUCGAGCGCACUUCAAGCAAACGUGUUUCCAGGAGCCUUGAUGGAGCUCCCAUGGGUAUCUCAGAUCAAAGUCUGCUAAGAGACUUCCCUGCUGCUGGAGGGCAGGCUGCUGGAGAUAAAAUCAUCGACAUUGAAGCUGCUGGUCAGGCCAAGUUAAAAGAAGGUGGCAGAGAAGAAGAUGGAAGCCCAGUCAAAACUCCACAAUUAGAAUUGACUCAGGAUGGAAAGAGCAAUUCCUUGAGAGUAGACGGGGAAAAUAUUUAUGUCAGACAUAGCAAUUUAAUGUUGGAGGACCUGGAUAAGACCCAGGACGACUUACUGAAACACCAGGCUAGCAUUAGUGAGCUCAAGCGCAAUUUCAUGGAAUCCACACCUGAACCACGCCCAAAUGAGUGGGAAAAGCGGCGUAUCACACCUCUGUCCCUACAGACACAAGGGAAAAAAAGAGACCACAUUUUCCAAGUGAAAACGCUGCCUGGGAAGGAGAAGCAAUGGACUGCAAUGCCAUGGAUUGCUGGAGCAAAACCAGAGGAAACCGAUAAGAGACAUGCUUCCAGAACAGAAGGGCCUUGUACUGGAGUCAGCGAUGCUGAUAAGAGUUCACAUGAGACUCUGGACAUAGUGGAGGAGAAGAAGCAGGCAGAGGUUGGGAUAGAAGAAACACUAGUCGUAGACGAAACCAACAAAGGGAAUAUGCAAGUUGCCACUGAUGCUGGGGAAACAUGUAAGGUGGAGCAUCUGUCAAAAAAGGACUCUUCAUCAUUGCCAUCAGAUAGUAGCAGCAGCAGCAGUAGUAGUGAGAGUGAGGAUGAAGAGGUGGGAGAAUACCAGCCACAUCAUAGGGCAAUUGAGGAAGUCAUCAGGGAAGAACAGGAAGAAGAGGAAGACGUGCAAAGGAAAGAACAUGAAGGAAAAAUACAGCAUGUGGAAGCCUCACCAGAAGGCAGUAAGCUAAAUGUACCAGUUGAGCACACAAAAGUUACAGCUGAAGAUUUGGUCCAGAAAAAUGCAGUUACCAUAGCUACGGAAGAGAAGAAUUUGUCAGAGGAAAUUAAGCAAGAUUUAAGUGAAGAAAAAGAGGAAGAACAGCUCAAACUCAAUGGAGAUGUGUCUCAUGUUGACAUAGAUGUUGCACCACAAAUAAUUUGUUGUUCUGAGCCUCCGGUAGUGAAAACAGAGAUGGUAACCAUUUCAGAUGCCACACAGAGAACUGAAAUCUCCACUAAAGAAGUUCCAAUUGUUCAAACAGAAACUAAAACUAUCACAUAUGAAUCUCCACAGUUUGAUGGCAGUGCUGGUGGCAAUGCUGGUGUGCUGCUGAGUGCACAGACAAUUACAUCAGAGUCAAUUUCUACUACCACAACUACACACAUCACAAAGAUGGUAAAAGGUGGGGUAUCAGAAACAAGAAUUGAGAAACGCAUUGUCAUUACUGGAGAUGCAGAUAUUGACCACGAUGAGGCCCUGGCACAGGCAAUCAAAGAAGCCAAAGAACAGCACCCUGACAUGUCUGUCACAAGAGUGGUGGUGCACAAAGAAACUGAACUUGCUGAGGAAGAUGAAGAGUAAAAUCAAAAAUGCCCUCAAGCAAACACUUCAGAACUAAAAAUGAUACUGACCGCGAUCAUGACCAUGAAGAACUGUAAUCAUUCCAAGUCAUCGCUACUCUACCGAAUUCACCACGCCUAGCAAUGAUGACCAGAUGUUCAAGACUUAAAUGCCAAUACCAAACUCCAUUUUAACAUCUUUGGUCUAUAUUCCCUUACAAUCUUUCUUGUUUAUUUUUUAUAACCACUUCUUAACAAUCUUAGAUUUUUUUAAAUGAAGUUUUAGGGGGUAUGAUCUUCUUUUGCACAAAUACUUGUAUUUUUGAAGCCGAUUCUUAAUUAUAUGAAAGUGAACAAAAAAGAAGCCUGGAAAGCAUUGUUCACUGGAGCAGGUGGUAAUUGUGCAGGAAGGGGGAUCUUAACUAAUUUAGAUAUAGUUUUUUCCAGAUAUUUCAAGUGAAAUCUCUUACUGGAGUUAUUUACAGAUUUUUUUUUUUUUCCAGAUUAUUCAGGUAACUAUAUGGUAUCACAUAACAAAGAUUUUUAUAAAAAUACAACAUUUCCUAAAAUUUGAAAAAAUAUAUUUCUUUGGAUAAAUUUUAUACUGAUAUCUCUGUAACUCUUUCUGUUCUAAGGUUCUCCUCUCUGUGGAGCAGAGAUGGUGCAGCAGUCUGUAGAGGAGAAGGAGUUGCAGACACAUUUCUUCUGACUGAGCACUGUGUUCUUUUUGCACUUUGGUGCCAAUGCUCAACUUUUUGCAGACGUUUUGCUGUCUGCAGCAUUCCAGAUAAGGGAAGAAGGAAGAACAAAAUAUCUUUCUCUUCUUCCUACAAGAGAUGAUCUAGGCAGCUUAAAACCUUAGUGCUUUCUUUCUUACUGUGUCCAAACUUCAACACUUCCAUUAUUUGAAUACGUGUAGAAUGCUUGCUUUCUAUUAAACCUCACCGUCUCCGUGUUAGAACUGACAUUUCUGUUACUGAGAAGGUAUAUGUUUCAGAUGCUUCAUCUGAUGGUUAAUGCAGGUUUUUAGGAUACUGAGUCAGUGUACGGUGGACUUCAUUCAUAAGGUAAUAAGACAGUACCAUCAUUUGAGACUGCCAUUGAGAAAACCUGUUAAUUAUUUUGGAUUUUAUUUUUCUUUUGUUCUUGCAGGGGGGCUGGUUGUUCGGGGUUUUUUUGCUGUUGAUUCUGUGUAUAGUUAAAAUGCCAAAUUAGAUUUAUAGCAGCUUGAAGUUGUAUUAAGUGAUAUUUUGCUUUCUGUAAUUCUGUUAUAAAAUAAAGUUGUUUAUUCUCUGUA
Messenger RNA from Pygoscelis adeliae (Adelie penguin), 4615 nucleotides. It is a transcript of the gene EPB41L2, whose product is annotated as erythrocyte membrane protein band 4.1-like 2. The transcript is spliced from 22 exons. NCBI's taxonomy places the organism in Eukaryota, Metazoa, Chordata, Aves, Sphenisciformes, Spheniscidae. Gene Ontology annotation, cellular component: plasma membrane; cytoskeleton. The record is from RefSeq and is a predicted model, not a curated record. Gene Ontology annotation, biological process: cortical actin cytoskeleton organization. The coding region runs from base 179 to 3340 and encodes 1053 amino acids. Gene Ontology annotation, molecular function: structural molecule activity; actin binding.